Messenger RNA from Solanum verrucosum, 582 nucleotides. RefSeq lists its product as uncharacterized. Lineage: Eukaryota; Viridiplantae; Streptophyta; Magnoliopsida; Solanales; Solanaceae. Bases 1 to 582 code for a protein of 193 amino acids. The transcript has 5 exons. The record is from RefSeq and is a predicted model, not a curated record.
AUGAGACAAUGUCAAAAUGGAGCAUUUGGCAUGUAUUACUAUCAUAAGAGCAAGCAAUAUCGUUCUAUUGUGCAGGUAAUAAGAAAACAUGUAUUCAGGGGUUUAUCAAAGCUUGAAGUUGAUCAAAAAACCACUGAAGUAAAAGAGGUUAGGGUUAUUAAAAAGUACUCCGUGAAAAGAAAGGCAGAACGUUCCAUCUUGAAAAGGAAGUUCGCAACAAAGAAACAGAAAAGCAACAAUUAUUGCAAGAGGGAGGUCAAAAAGUUUCUCAAUGAAACAAUAAACAACUUCAUGAAUAGGGAUGUCAAACACAAAAACAAGGAUUUUGGAAUGUCAGAACAAGAUUCCUCCUUGAAAAGAAAAAUACAAUCUUCAAUCUUGGAGGGAGAACCUAGAACAAAGGACCAAAUAAGAAUAUUAUUCACACCAAAGGUCACCGAAAGGUUCAUGGAUUCAACAAAUUGUGGUGGCGUUGGUGUUGAUGUUAGUAAUGGUGAAUUUGGUGAUGUCAUGGGAUAUGGUGAGGGUCAUGGAUCCAGUGCAAACAGUGGUGGCAAAGAAAGGAGGGAGAGGCCUUGGUAG